Messenger RNA from Phytophthora sojae, 1560 nucleotides. RefSeq lists its product as hypothetical. Lineage: Eukaryota; Oomycota; Peronosporomycetes; Peronosporales; Peronosporaceae. The record is from RefSeq and is a predicted model, not a curated record. The transcript has 3 exons. The coding region runs from base 1 to 1560 and encodes 519 amino acids.
AUGGCGCCGUCCUUCCCGUCCACGCUGCCGCCGCGCGUGCCGUCCACGGCCUCCAACAUGCACGUGACGGCGUCGGACAUCAGCCUCUUCAGCCGCUCGGACGACGAGGGCGAAGAGGACGCAGUGGCCGUUGAGGACGAGCAGCUGGCUGUGCGGACGCUCGUGAGCGAGCAACAGGCCGGCGACGAGGGCGAGACGCUGGCCCAGGAGCUGCUGGAGGCGCUGCGCCUGGGCACCAGCAACUUCCUGCUGGCCUACAACACGCGCGCGGGUAUCGCGGCGUUAUUGCGGCUGCUCAAGCUGCUGCAGCGCCGCGACUGGAGGGCGGCGACGGAUCUGCGCCAGCUGCUGGACGAGAAGCACUUGGCCUUCCGCGUGGACGCCGUGAGGCUCGGCCUCUUCCUGGGCUGGUUCACAGGGGGUUAUAGGGGGCUUAGAGCGCUACUACCGGUCAUUCUACGGCGCGUUCUACCAAAGAAGCAGCUGCAGGACGACAAGAAGCUCAAGGAGAUCUCGGCGCUAGGCUCAGGAGCUAUCGCGGCCAUUGCACUGGGCUUUGUGGACGCUAAAAGACGUCGGUCACUAGCGCUUUAUGCCCUCACGAGAGCGCUGCAGUGCGGAUACAACACGGCCAAGAGGCUGGGCCGCUGGCACUUCUGGGGAAGCGACUGGCGAUUCGGAGACGCGCUGCUGUUUGCGCUCUCGAGCGCGCAGGUCAUGUACGCGUACGUCAUGAGACCAACGACGCUACCUCCGGAGUACUACAGGUUCAUUGUGCAGACUGGCCCAGUGGAGCUGGAGACGUUGAAGCUUGUGCAGCAGGUCAAUCGCGGAGGUCCAGCGAGCGCUGCUGUCCUUCAGAAGCUGCUGGACCGGAAGCCAGGAAUCCCGAGGGAUUUCCCGCUGCCCACGGACAUUGUGCCUUGCAGGCUUGUGCAUUCAAACGCCGACUCGUGCGUGGUGGGGUCGGUGCUGUGCUUCAAGCGCGCCUUCCAGAAGACCUUCCCGCUCUACCUGUCGCUCUUCAUCGUGCCGGGCGUGGUCAUCCACUUCAAGCGCUUCCUGCGCUCGCCAUUCCGAACGCUUGCGCGCUCGAUACUGAAUGCUACGAGGUCCAACUGCUUCCUCGCGUCCUUCGUGUCGCUGUAUUUGUCCCUCAUCUGCUUGCACCGCCGCGUGGUCAGUAAAGACCAUCGCUUCAUCUAUUAUCUGGCCGGACUUGGAGCCUCGACGACCAUUCUCCUGGAACCCAAAAGUCGACGCUCUGAGUUGGCGCUGUACGUGUUGCCACGCGCACUCGACAGCUUGGCGAUGAUCCUGCACGACCGCGGGAUCUGUUCCGGCUUCAAGUACGGUGAGAUUGCUCUCUUCUCGGCCUCGAUGUCUGUAAUGAUGUACUGCUAUGAGCAUGAGAAGGAGUCCAUGAGCCCCUUCCUGUACAGCACCAUGAAGCGCUUCCUGCAGACCUCGACAGACAAGAAGCAGUUGUACGCAGCUUCUCUUGAGAAGAAGGAGAGACGACGAUCGCAGUCGAUGGUGCAGCCCCUCGUGAUCUCCUAA